GGCGGUGACUAAGGCUCACGAGUGACGGGGAGCGGGGGAGCAGCAGCUCCAAGGCCUCUCCAACAGCUGAGGGAAGCCACCAUCCCCGAUGGGAGACAGCAUCCCCCCGCCCUCCCUGCCACCCCCUUCGCCUGGGGAUGCCCUGCAGGGAGAGCGCAGACCCCCCCAGUGCGACCGACCCGGCCCUCCAGACGUCAUCCCCUCGGAAAAGACCGUCCCACCUGUCCCUGCAGCCAUCACCCCCUCCGAAAAGAUCGUCUCGCCUGUCCCUGCAGCCGUGCCCCCCUCCCAGCAGCCCGUCUGCCCCUCGGCUGUGAUGCGCCCCUCUGAGAGCAGCCCCCCACAGCGUGACCAGCCCGGCCCUCCAGCCGUGGCACUGCCAGGACAGCCCGUGUCCCCCAGCCCUGCCACUGCUGUCCCCUCAGCACAGAGUGCUGCCCCGCAGUGUGACCGGUCCCCCCCUGGACCCCCCAAGCAGCCUGGGAUGGAGCACCCCAAAGAAGAGGCAUUGCCCCACACCCCUGGCCAGCCUGUCCCCAUGCACGCUGCCGCCCCUCGCUCCGUGGAGAUGCUGCCCCAUGGCAGCCAGCCCCCAGCCCCAGCUGCCACUGAAGGGGCCCCUCCUGAUGCCAAGAGCCCCCUGGGCGCCACAGCCGGGCCCUCAAAGGACGUGACCCCCCGCAGCAGCCGCCCCUCGCUGUCUCCUGCUGCCAGCGCCCGGCCCAAGCAAGAUGCCCAGAAAGCCCAGGCGAGGCACAAGCAGGCGAAGGAGCGGCGCGAGGAACGGGCCAAGUACCUGGGUGCCAAGCGGGUGCUGUGGCUGGAGAAGGAGGAAAAGGCCCGGCUGCUGCGGGAGAAGCAGCUGGAGGAGCGGCGCAAGCGGCUGGAGGAGCAGCGGCUGCGGGCAGAGAAGCGCCGGGCAGUCCUGGAGGAGCGGCAGAGGCAGAAGCUGGAGAAGAAUAAGGAGCGCUACGAGGCAGCGAUCCAGCGGUCGGUCAAGAAGACGUGGGCAGAGAUCCGGCAGCAGCGGUGGUCCUGGGCUGGGGCCCUGCACCACGGCUCCCCCGCACACAAGGACGACCGGAGCUUGCAGCUGAGCCCAUGGGAGAGCAGCAUCGUGGACCGGCUGAUGACGCCCACGCUGUCGUUCCUGGCGCGCAGCCGGAGCGCCGUGACGCUGGCUGGGAACGGCAAGGAGCAGGUGCCCGUGUGCCCGCGCUCAGCCUCCGCCAGCCCCCUCAGCCCCUGCCACAACCACCGCCUGCCGCACCGCUGCUGGGAGCGCCGGAAGGCGGCCGCUGCCAGCCCUGAUGUGACGCCGCGCCGCAGGACCGAGCCCUCGCCCAAGAAGAAGGAGAAGAAGGAGAAGGAUCGGGAGAACGCCAAGGAGCGCAGCGCCCUGUCCCGUGAGCGCAGCCUCAGGAAGCGGCAGUCGCUGCCAGCGGCACAGCCCCGGCUCCUGCCUGCAGCUGACAGCAGCCCUGGCCCCAAGAACCGUCCCUCAUCCCCUGCUGCCCCCAAGAACCGUCCUUCAUCCCCUGCCACCCCCAAGAACCGUCCCUCAUCCCCUGCCACUCCCAAGAACCGUCCCUUGUCCCCUGCCACCCCCAGGGCCCGCCCGGCAUCCCCCAGCCUGGCCCUCAGCUCUCCCCACAAGCCACCCCUGCCUCGAAGCGCCCAUUCCUCCCCCAAGGUGCGGGCCAGAACCCGGGAGGAGCGAGGGGAGCAGGAGGGCCAGGCAAAGGUGCGAGAGAGGAAGGAGGAGGAGCAGGGUCCAGCACCUCCAGCCCUUCCUGAACCCCCCAAGGUGCCUGCAGAGCCGGCAGCAGGCCCCCCAGUCCCUGUGGCCCCCAGCCCUGUGCCAGCCAGCCCCCCAGCCAGACCCUCCGCUGGCACCACGGACCGGGAGGAGGCUGCCCGGCUCUUGGCGGAGAAGCGGCGCCAGGCCCGGGAGCAGCGGGAGCGGGAAGAGCGGGAGCGCCGGGAGCAGGAGGAGCAGGAGAGGCGGGUGCAGGAGGAGCGGGCGCAGCGGGCGGCCGAGGAGCAGAGCCGGCGGGAGGCCCUGGCACGGCAGCGGGAGGAGGAGCGGCGGCUGCAGGAGGAGCAAGAGGCCCAGGAGAGAGCCCAGGCUGAGCGAGAGGAGGUGGAGCGGCUGCAGAGACAGAAGGAAGAGGCUGAGGCGAGGGCGCGCGAAGAGGCUGAGCGGCAGCGCCGGGAACGGGAGGAGCAGGAGCGGCUGGAGAGGAAGAAGCGCCUGGAGGAGAUCAUGAAGAGGACGCGCAAGUCGGAUGCAGCAGACACCAAGAAAAAAGACGACAAGAAGGUGGUGAACGGGAAAGCAGCCAAGCAGGAAGAUGUCCCAGGCCGAGAGAAGCACCUGGGGCCAAUCCCGAAGGCAGAGGAGCUCCCGGAGACGGAGACCCCGAGCGCAGGGACGCCGGGGGGAACGAAGGGCUUGGUGGGUGAAGGGCUGCAGCCAAGCUCCAAGGAGGCAGCGGCCCUGGUGAACGGCGUGCAGGCCGGCAAGCAUGAGAACGGCUUCUCGGGCAGCGAGGGCUCCAAGGAGCUGCGGGAUCUGUCCCACCACGGUGGCAGCCCCAGCAGCAUCAUCCCCUUCGGCGACAAGGAGCCCUUCCUCAAGCAGGCCGUGGUGAAGCCGCCGCAGGUGACAGAGGUGCUGUGAGGGGCUGGCCGAUGCUCCCAGGGGCCACUGCCCACGCCCUGACCCCGGCGGCCCACGCAGAACCGUAGCUGUCGUCAGAAC
Messenger RNA from Ficedula albicollis (Collared flycatcher), 2764 nucleotides. RefSeq names its product MAP7 domain containing 1 (gene MAP7D1). The record is from RefSeq and is a predicted model, not a curated record. The transcript has 19 exons. NCBI's taxonomy places the organism in Eukaryota, Metazoa, Chordata, Aves, Passeriformes, Muscicapidae. Gene Ontology annotation, biological process: microtubule cytoskeleton organization. The coding region runs from base 89 to 2683 and encodes 864 amino acids. Gene Ontology annotation, cellular component: microtubule cytoskeleton.